AGCCACGAUGAGGAUAGUAAGACCUCUGAGCCCGGGCAAAAGAUUUUCGGAUUUGACAGCCAGACAUGGCUAACGCACCUCAUGGGGGAGUACUGAAGGAUCUUGUCGCUCGGGACGAGCACAUAUCCGAGCAUCUCCAGGCGGAGGCUGCUACACUCAGGGACAUCACUCUCACCGAGCGCCAGUUAUGUGACCUGGAGCUUAUCCUAACUGGUGGCUUCAGUCCCCUCGAGGGUUUUAUGAACGAAUGUGAUUAUAACAGCGUUGUUGAUACCCUACGGUUAUCCGAUGGCACCUUGUUCCCAAUGCCUAUUACCCUAGACGUAUCAUCGGAUGACAUCAAACAAUUAGAGCUAAGCCCUGCAACUCGUAUAGUACUUCGUGACCCCAGAGACGACGAAGCCCUCGCAAUCCUUACUGUCGAAGACAUCUACACUUACGACCGCGUGAAGGAGGCGAUUCAAGUUUUCGGUGCAGAUGAUCCUGCCCACCCCUCUGUUGCUUACCUCCGAAACCGUGUCAAAGAAUACUACGUCGGUGGCAAGGUACAAGCUAUACAGACACCCGCGCAUUUCGACUAUGUUGCUUUCCGGUAUACUCCCGCUGAGCUCCGUGCGCACUUUAAAAAGCUAUCAUGGCGAAGGGUGGUCGCUUUCCAAACCCGCAAUCCCAUGCACCGUGCUCACCGCGAACUCACCGUACGCGCAGCGAGACAACAACAAGCAAAUAUUCUUGUUCAACCCGUCGUUGGACUCACUAAACCUGGAGAUGUUGACCAUUAUACACGUGUGCGCGUGUACCAGGCUAUCAUGGCGAAAUACCCGAACGGAAUGGCUCAUCUCGCUCUUCUUCCUCUUGCUAUGCGCAUGGCCGGUCCUCGUGAGGCUCUUUGGCAUGCCAUCAUCAGAAAAAAUUUCGGUGCUACCCACUUCAUCGUUGGCCGUGACCAUGCGGGUCCAGGUAAGAACUCACAAGGCAAGGACUUUUACGGUCCUUAUGACGCCCAAGAGCUCGUGGAAAGGUUCAAGGAUGAGCUACAGAUCGAGAUGGUACCAUUCCAGCAGAUGACUUACGUACCCGCCACGGACGAAUACGUGCCAGUAGAUGAAAUCCCAGACGGCACGCAGACUUUGAACAUAUCUGGGACAGAGUUGCGCAGGCGGCUGAAAACUGGGGCAGCCAUUCCUGAUUGGUUCAGUUACGAGGUUGUAGUAGCAACACUGCGCGAAAGUUAUCCACCUCGGAACAAACAAGGUUUCGUGCUCUUCCUUACCGGGUUGUACAAUUCCGGGAAAGAUGCCAUCGCAAAGGCACUCCAGGUAGCUUUGAAUGAACAAGGCGGACGGAGUGUUUCUCUUCUUCUCGGAGAGUCUAUAGGAGAUGAUUCGAACCCAAAGCUGGACCUUACGUCAGAGGAGAGGCAUGAGAACCUGCAGAGGAUUGCGUUCGUGGCGAGCGAGUUGGCCCGUGCAGGAGCUGCGGUUAUUUCUGCGCCGACGGCUCCUGCGGAACGUUCGAGGGCACUCGUGAAGGAGAAGAUUGUAUCAAGCAGCGGGGCGGGUGGCAACUUCUUCCUCGUCCACGUAGCAACACCACUCGUGCACUGCGAAAGGACGGACCGCCGUGGACUCUACGCGCAGGCGCGUAGUGGGGUAAUCUCUGGCUUCGUUGGCGUCGAUGUGGAAUACGAAACGCCCAAACAGGCGGAUUUGGUUGUCGACGUUAGUGUCCAGACCAUACCAGCCAUUGUACACAGUAUCAUCCUCCUACUGGAGACCAGUUCACUGAUAUGAUGCACCUGACAGUAAAUGUGUCGUUGAACUUGGUUUGCUAUAUAAAAUAUGCAGCGGCGAUCUUACUACGAUAUCUUAUAAUACUAUGGGCCAUCGCAGAAAGUAACAUGUGUAUAGCACAGAUGCAGUUUUCCGUAAACACGAAAUACCAUUCAGUAGCCAUGGACGAGACUGAACAGGUUUCGGGGUGGAUCCUGGAACAAGUCG
Molecule: messenger RNA, 2000 nt
Organism: Pisolithus orientalis
Lineage: Eukaryota; Fungi; Basidiomycota; Agaricomycetes; Boletales; Pisolithaceae
Exons: 7
Coding region: 66-1793 (575 amino acids)
Biological process (GO): sulfur amino acid metabolic process
Cellular component (GO): cytoplasm
Molecular function (GO): adenylylsulfate kinase activity; sulfate adenylyltransferase (ATP) activity; ATP binding
Source: RefSeq, a predicted model, not a curated record